AUGUCUCGACGAACGCGAUCCACAACUGCCACCCUGUCUAAGCUGACGGAGCCCGCCACGAAGAAGGCCACCCUGGGCUCACGCGCGGCUAAGAUCGCCGCAGCGCCUCAGUCUCCACCGAUCCGCCUCUUCGACACCGCCGUCGCGUGGGAAACAUGGCUCGCCGCGAACCCGCAGGACCUCACUGGCGUCUGGCUGCAGAUUGCCAAGAAGGCGGCCUCCAAGCCGACCGUCACGUAUGAUCAGGCUCUCGACACCGCCUUGUGUUACGGCUGGAUCGAUGGCCAGCGCAAGACCCACGACGCUGAGCACUUCCUCCAGCGCUUCACCCCGCGUCGAAAGAACAGCAUGUGGUCCAAGCGCAACGUCGAUAAGGUGGCCGUCCUCAUCCAGGAGGGCCGAAUGCGGGCGCCGGGGCAGGCUGAGAUAGACGCCGCAAAAGCAGAUGGGCGGUGGGAGCGCGCCUACGCCGGGCCGAGCAGCAUGCAGGUGCCAGCGGACUUCCAAGCGGCGCUGCUCAAGAACAGUUCAGCGAAAUCGUUCUUUGAGGCACUGAACAAAACGCAGCGGUAUCAAUUUCUCUGGCGCAUCGAAACUACGAGGAGGCCAGAGACGAGACGGCGUAAAAUUGACGAAUACGUCACGCUGCUGGCUGAUCACAAGCUUUUAUGA
Molecule: messenger RNA, 672 nt
Organism: Verticillium nonalfalfae
Lineage: Eukaryota; Fungi; Ascomycota; Sordariomycetes; Glomerellales; Plectosphaerellaceae
Exons: 1
Coding region: 1-672 (223 amino acids)
Source: RefSeq, a predicted model, not a curated record